Molecule: messenger RNA, 4001 nt
Organism: Ictalurus furcatus (blue catfish)
Lineage: Eukaryota; Metazoa; Chordata; Actinopteri; Siluriformes; Ictaluridae
Gene: nadka
Product: NAD kinase a
Exons: 13
Coding region: 20-1690 (556 amino acids)
Biological process (GO): NADP+ biosynthetic process; NAD+ metabolic process
Molecular function (GO): NAD+ kinase activity
Source: RefSeq, a predicted model, not a curated record
AUACGGAUCAGCGAUUUUGAUGACCUCAUUCUGCACUUCAGCUACUCAUCAGAGUUUCUGUCCAAUCAAUUGCUCUCUAGAAUCUGACGUGUCCCGCCCUCAACAUUAUAAAAAUCACCUUGGCGAAGUUGCCAUUGUUGAGCGAGAGAAAUCAGCAAGCACGGGUCAUAAAUGUGUCUUUGGCUGUUCGGACUUGGAGGUUUUGUUCGGUUUUCCACCUGUAAAUAGGUUAGAAGUGAAUCCAACGCAUUGUUGUUGUGGUUGUUGUUACUGUCAAGUACGACUUAGACCGGGCUGUGAGUUCGAGCCAGAGUCAUAUUCAGAACAUGCGGACGAUCGAGUGGAACCAAAUUUGCAAACACGACUUGAGCAGAAUGUUUCACAGUGGUCAUCAUCUCAGAUGGAGAGUUCCGGGGAGGCGAGCUGGAUGCUGAAGCCGGAGACGGGCUGCACAUCCUGCGGCGGAAAGGAGCCUCCCGUUACUGGGAAAGCUUUCCGUAAUAAACCAAAAGCCAGGAGCAUGUCCACCUCAGCUGUGCCCAGUUGUGCAGAGUUCAGGCGGACCCAGUCGCUGCAUGGACCAAGUCCAGUGACCACAUUUGGGCCUAAAGCUUGUAUGAUGAAGAACCCAAAAGCAGUGAUGCAUAUCCAGGACCCAGCGAGUCAAAGGUUAACCUGGAACAAGCCACCCAAAAGUGUCCUUGUAAUUAAAAAGAUUCAGGAUGUUAGUCUUCUGCAGCCUUUUAAAGAGCUUUGCAUCUUCCUCACAGAGGAGAAAAACAUGAUCGUUUACGUGGAGAGGAAAGUCCUGGAGGACCCCGCCAUUGCUAACGACGAGAGCUUUGUGGCCGUGAAAAAGAGUUUUUGCACUUUUAGAGAAGAUUAUGACGACAUCUCCAAUCGGGUAGACUUCAUCAUUUGUUUGGGAGGAGAUGGAACUUUGCUGUAUGCUUCCUCCCUCUUCCAGGAGAGCGUUCCUCCAGUUAUGCCCUUUCAUUUGGGCUCUCUGGGCUUUCUGACACCUUUUAACUUCGACACCUACCAAUCUCAGGUUACACAGGUUAUUGAAGGCAACGCAGCCAUAAUCCUGCGGAGUCGACUGAAGGUAAAGGUGGUGAAAGAGAACUGGGAGAAAACCAGACCAAAAGAGAAAAAUACAAUCGUCGCAAACGAGUCAGGCCGCAGAACUAUGCAAUAUCAAGUGCUAAAUGAGGUUGUUGUGGACCGAGGUCCCUCCUCCUACCUCUCUAACGUUGAUCUUUUCCUGGAUGGUCACCUGAUCACUACUGUACAAGGCGAUGGCGUGAUCGUGUCCACGCCGACAGGCAGUACUGCGUACGCCGUAGCAGCAGGAGCCUCCAUGAUCCACCCCAACGUCCCAGCCAUCAUGAUCACCCCCAUCUGUCCUCACUCGCUCUCUUUCAGACCCAUAGUAGUCCCUGCUGGCGUCGAGCUCAAGAUUAUGCUAUCAUGUGAGGCCAGAAACAAUGCAUGGGUUUCCUUUGAUGGGAGGAAACGGCAGGAGAUUGGACAUGGAGACAGCAUCACCAUCACCACGUCGUGCUUCCCCGUCCCAUCCAUCUGUUUCCGGGACCCAGUGAACGACUGGUUUGAAAGUCUGGCUGAGUGUUUGCAUUGGAACGUGCGCAAGAAGCAGAGCCACCUGAGCUCAGAGGAAGAGGAGUUUUGAGCAUUUCCUCAGAAGCACUUUUGUUUCGUUUUUCUUCUUUUCUUUUUUUUUUUUAUGCCUCUCUGGGACAUGACAUCCCACUUUUGACCACAGACUUUUGUGAAGCUGUUGCUUCUUGGUCAAUUUUGUGUGCUAGUAACCAUUUUAAAAAAAAAUAAUAAUAAUUAAAAUAUACAAUUCUAAUUUGUAGAUGGUGUAUGACAUAACGGUCAUAAAGUGCCAGGAAUAUUUCAAAGUAGUUUCAUGAUGACGCACUAUGAGGAGUUCGAGUGAAACAUCAGGUCUUGUUAGCUCGUGCAUGAGGAGCAUUUAAGCACCACAGCAAUAACUGGAUAUCAAUCAGAAUCGUGCCUUAAAUUACAUAGAAUGUUAGAAAUCCUUCAUGGGGUGUGUAACGACGUUUUACAUUUGUGUAUCAUAGUUAUAGAUAUUCUAUAAAUAAAUGUCAGGCCAGAGGGACUCAUUUGUGCAGAGCCCUGCACAAACAUAAAAGCUAGUACAUUCAUAUUUUAGUAUAUUUUGAUCUAAGAAACUACUGUUUAAUUUUACGAGUCUUUCAGGUAAACAUCCACCAUGAAGUAUUUGAUUCCUAAGAUCAUAGUUCAUUCCAGGUCUGUUGGGACCACUGUUUCUUUUUUUUCUUUUUUUCCCCCCAGAUUUAAGGUUUUGAGCAAUAUUUUAUUAAGGAAUUCUGGCUAUCGGUUAUUGUUGUCCCAUUCCAUCACCUUUUUGAGUUUCUAGUUAUUUAUGUAUAUUGAGUGUUCAGCAGCGUGCCGUUUCAAGUGUCCUUCUCACUGAACUUUAGCUUUACGUGUCAGAAUAUUUAACAGGCUUCUUUACCACCGAAAGACUUCUCGAAAGGACUUAUUUCAUGUUACUAUGUUGCUCUUCGUGCAGUCAUGUGCACUUGGUCCAGUUUACUACAAUAUUAUGGCUAUCGGAGGUCAAUUCAGCCACUUGUGCCCUGGUAUAAAAGACGAGAAAACGAGGAAAAAUCUGUUUACAUUCAUUCUCCCUCUCGGACACGACUGAUCUUUUUUUAUUUAAUCAUCGUUCAGAUAAUGUAAGAAGAAACUUGCAUUGUCAUUAAUAAUGUCAUAUUUAUGUCCUCUACCUGUUAAAUAGCUUCGGUAAGUAAUGUGUUGUCCUGGUAUAUGUUACUUUGGAGCCACCAUCUUUAUUAUCAUGAAUUCAUGUUCUCUUACCUUUUUUGACCCACUGUAUAACCAGGUGAAGUAAAGCAAAAUGUCCAGUCUUAAUUACUCUCAGUGACAUAAUUUAUACAGUUGAUCAUCUGUGAGUGAGUAGAUACAACGCUCAGGAGAGAAUUCAUUCGGCAAAGCCGAGGUGGCAGCGUAAUGAGGGGUCUUAUUCUUUCUUUCAAAUCUGCUUAAGACGUGACUAAUUAAAACAUUACGUGUGUUUUUGUUGGAAUUGUCUAAAUCCUUUCACGCAACCCUUUUCAUCAGGUUAAUUUUUUUUAUUUUACACACUUUUUUGUAAUGUAUCUUUUCAGAACGUAUUCUAAAUGGGUCUUGAAUUUUUUUUUUUUUGUAUAGCACUUUAAUAAAUGAUCUACAGCUGAUCAAACUCUCAGUAAGAUAAAGGUUUGUGUACUGUUGUUUUAUGACCUCGACAUUUAUUACUAAAGCACACUACAGUUGUGGAUUUUAUUUAAGGUUAUAUUUUGUUUUAAAAAAAAAACAAAAAUUAAUAUUACAUGGAUUGAACUGAUUAGUAAUGAUAACUGAGAUCUGUUGGAGAUGCACAGAAGAAAGUCUUAUUUGUCUCACAAUUUUUAUUUUUGUAAAAAUGUUUGGGGACGGUGUGGAGAUUAUGUGCACGUUCUCCCUGUGUUAACAUGGGUUUCCUCUGGGUUCUCCGGUUUCCUUUCACCUCCCAACAAUAUGCCAGUAGGUGGUUUGGUUAUCCUACAGGUGGGAACAGAUCCACCAUGACUAGGAUAAAGGAGUUACUGAAAGUGAGUAAAAGAAAUGACACAUUGGGGGUUUUUUGAGGGCGAGAGAGGGAAAAAAUGUUUAUCACGGCUAUAACAUAAGUGAUCAACUAACUUGUCUCUUGAACCUUCAACAAAGUCCCUGUGAAGUGUCUUAAAACAUGUAGCAUUAUUUGAUAUGUUGGGGUUAUUUCCACUGAAACAGGGUGGGACAUAUCGGGUGGUCCCGCCCCCUUUUUUUAAAUAGCCAAUAGCAUUUAACUUGCCUCACAACCAGGAAACUUACAACUGUUGGGGCAGGACACUUCAGAUUCUGAUGAGAAGUAGAAAUGCAGAAUAUCAAAAUUGUCGAUC